Molecule: messenger RNA, 1126 nt
Organism: Rosa rugosa (rugosa rose)
Lineage: Eukaryota; Viridiplantae; Streptophyta; Magnoliopsida; Rosales; Rosaceae
Exons: 6
Coding region: 275-877 (200 amino acids)
Molecular function (GO): protein binding
Source: RefSeq, a predicted model, not a curated record
UUACCCUUACCCUCCCUCCCAGAAGCGGUUUCUUUCCUCAAUCAAAAUAUCUCUCUCUCUCUCUCUCUCUCGAAUCCAAUUCCUUCUAGAAAUCACAACUACUUCUUCGAAACCGAGGGUUAGGGUUUCUUCUCCCCCCCCCUUUCCCUCUCUCUAUUUAAGAAUAAAAUUUGAAGUAGCAGGCUUUCAAAUUCGUCCUCUUCGCCCACUUGGGUUGGGGUUAGUUUUUAGGGUUGGGGAUUAGGGUUGCUACCGCUACUCGGGAAUAAGGAAGAUGUAUGCUGAUCGAGAAGAAGCUGAUGCCAAGAGGUCCAUUAAAGAGCGUCUCAAUGGCAACAACUUCAGGGAUCGUAGACAAGUAGCCGGCAAAAGGCAGAGACAAGAUGACAAGUGGGAGCAUGAUCUUUAUGAUGAUAACGAACCUCAAUUAUCAAAUCGCAAAGUUGGGGACCUUCGUUUGAAGCUCCAGAGGAAAAGUUUCAAACAAACAUCUGGAACAAGAUCUGUUUCAGGUGUAAGGGACCUACGGGAAAAGCUUUCUGGUACUAUGAAGCCACAACCAGUGAAUGCCGAUCCACCAAGGUCAAAAGUAGAGGCUGCUAAAUCAGCAAGGAGAACCAUUGCUGUUGCUGCACCUGCACCAGAGACUCACAAAGUUGCCAACACAACAUCUAGGAAGAAGGCUUCAAAAAAGGUUGGCACAUCAGUGGACGAAUUUUUGACGUCCUUGGAUCUUGAAAAGUAUUCCAUUACAUUUCAGGCAGAGGAAGUUGAUAUGACGGCUCUUGUGCACAUGACUGAUGAGGAUCUCAAGGCUCUAGGAAUACCAAUGGGUCCAAGGAAGAAGAUUCUUUUGGCAUUGGAAUCAAGAGUUUGACAUUUGAGGCUGGAUAGUUUCUGUGCCCAAUCUCAUCAUGUUUAUUAUGACUAAAUCUAGCAGGUCUUCUUUUGAUUGGUAUUAACCUGCGUGUAAUUUUUUCUUUUAACCUCCGUUUUCUUUUUAUUCUAGUAUGCAAUGCUGUAAGUGGCCUCAAUGAGCUCAUUAUUUAUAUAAACAUGUUAAAUUUUAGCUUGGAACAUCUGGAAUUUGAAGUUAAAUGAAUUUAUUGCCGUCUUUUCUUCCAAA